Messenger RNA from Suillus plorans, 798 nucleotides. RefSeq lists its product as uncharacterized. NCBI's taxonomy places the organism in Eukaryota, Fungi, Basidiomycota, Agaricomycetes, Boletales, Suillaceae. The transcript is spliced from 7 exons. The record is from RefSeq and is a predicted model, not a curated record. The coding region runs from base 1 to 798 and encodes 265 amino acids.
AUGACAUGGAAACCUCAAGUGAAGACAAUGCAAAACAAAAACAGUGAGGUUAUGGAGAGCAAGGCAAAUUCAAUCAAUUUCUAUCUCCUGAAUGACUGGCUGAACCUUUUUAAACUGACCCACUGCAGAUUGCUGACGAGCGAGUCUGGCUGGACCUUGAAGAGGCUGUAUGACAAUGAUGUGUCUGAGCUAGCAGAUUAUGCGGCUGGCAUUGCACGAAGUAGUAUCACAGAUCAGACACGAGAUGGACAUGCCAGAAUCAUUAAGGCUUAUAUUGUAUUCCACAAGCAGCGAAACACUGAAUGGGGCCCAACCACUGUCACAUGCCAAACACCUUAUGAUAUCUAUGCCUUCAUUACCCACAAAUGUGGUGAGAAAGACAAGGGAUACAAGGGCAAAAGGUUCUCCACUACCAUCUCCACUUGUGCAGCACUGAGUUACUGGUACUGGCACUGUCAGCCAAAUGAAAGUAUCACUGAGUGGCGCUGUGAUGAAAAUACUGGCAUCUGCCAUGGCCUCCCAACACAAGCUCAAGUUAUGUCUGAAUUCAUGAUUGGACUAGAAAAAAUGAAGGCACGGUCUGGUGAGGUCUCACAGUCUGCACAUGUACUCCUGCGUGAAGACAUGCACCAGCUCUAUGAUUACUAUAUGGAUAAUACUCACACACCAGAGGAGAGAAGGUGGGGGGUUCUGAUGCUCCUUCAAAUUAAGGAGGUAGUGACCCUUGAAUUCACAAGUGUCGAGAUCAUCCUAGGAGCAUACAUAGAGAUUCAGCUGAAGACUCGAAAGCCGGCAUAG